Rhagoletis pomonella (apple maggot) is the source of this 2358-nucleotide messenger RNA. It is a transcript of the gene spas, whose product is annotated as spastin. Gene Ontology annotation, cellular component: microtubule cytoskeleton. Gene Ontology annotation, molecular function: ATP hydrolysis activity; ATP binding. The record is from RefSeq and is a predicted model, not a curated record. Lineage: Eukaryota; Metazoa; Arthropoda; Insecta; Diptera; Tephritidae.
AAAGCAAAGCAGGCGAUAAUUUGACGCAAGCUUGCUCAUAAGAAGAAGCAUGGCGUCUAUCGCUAUCACCUGUAGUUGAUACGCCUUGAACAAGACUGUCAUUGCAAUAAGGGAUGAAGCAUAUAAGCAUACUUUGAUGUAAUCUUUGUUGAAUAAAGAGAAUUUGUAGAGGCCCGAAAGAAAAUUACGUUAACUAAAUGGAAUAAAAACAAAAAAAUAUUACAUUGCCCUUGCAUUGUUCUGGUAAAGUAAGGCAUUGCAUAAACACAAACGAUAUAUUUAAGGGUAAACUGUGCAACGACGCGCAGGGAGCAUAAAAUAAAACACUUCGAUGGUGCGUAACAAAACGCAAUCGACUUCAUCGUCCUCCUCAGGCAAUGCUAGCGGCAGCGCGAGCAAUAGUAGCAGCAGCACCAAGUCUCCUAUCCGCCAGAACAGCACCAAUAGCAACAAUAUAAGCAGUGGCGCGCGUACACACCGCAAAUCAUCUAGUACCUGUAGUGUUGUAUUAGCCGACGACUCAAAACCAGCAUCGUCUUCCAGCCGCCGCACACCAUCUCACGCUAACACCAAUAGGUCUUCGCAUACAGACGAGGAAACAGACGGGGAAUAUGACAAAACCCCUACUGACGGCGCCCCAUCGAUCAGUUCUGUGCACAAGCAAAAUCUUUAUAUCGUUUCAUUUCCCAUAAUUUUCCUAUUCAACAUUUUACGUUCGUUGAUUUAUCAAUUAUUUUGCAUAUUUCGCUACGUAUAUGGAGCGAGCACAAAAGUGAUCUAUCGGCCACACAAACGAGAGUGCAACAUUGAGAUUGUUGUCGGCUCAAAUAAAUCAUUUCAAACAUCUCAAAAUCAAAAUUCUAUAACAACUGAAGCUGAUAAAAAUCAAGUUGUACAAUAUCAUUCACGUAAUUCCUCGUUGGCUACUUAUCCGCUUGGUGGAGUGGGAAACAUUGCUGCAGUCGGAGGUCAACAGCGUUUUCGUUCUACGCAGCAACUUGAAAUGUCGGGAAGAGGCAGUACAUCUAAUUCACCGGGUCCUGGAGAUCCCUUAUUGGCGAAGCAAAAACAUCACCACCGUAGGGCGUUUGAGUACAUUUCAAAAGCUCUUAAAAUUGAUGAAGAAAACGAAGGACACAAAGAACUUGCCAUCGAGUUGUAUCGUAAAGGCAUUAAGGAAUUGGAAGAUGGAAUUGCUGUUGAUUGCUGGAGUGGACGUGGUGACGUAUGGGAGCGAGCACAACGUCUUCACGACAAAAUGCAAACAAACCUUUCAAUGGCUCGCGAUCGUUUACACUUUUUAGAAUUACGUGAAGAAGAAUUGAAUUUAAAUGCUCUAAAACUCAAAGAAACAGAAGCAAAGCAAUCUGACCAUAUACCACACACUAAUAAGGUGUUGAUGGUAUCACCAAUGGUGGUAAAUGGCGCAGUAUAUGGCACUACUGCCACCAAACGUUUGCCCUCAGCAAAGACUGAGUCGCGGUUACCUUGCACUAGUUAUCAAAAUAAUCUCAAAUCAAAUAGUAAAAUAAGUUCGGAUAGGUCUAAACCAAAUAGCUGCGGUACCAGCGCUGCCGGAAGUAAAUCAUCCCUAACAGCUUCGGGUCGCAAAUUGACAGUAAGCUCAAAACGUCCAGGAAAUCUGGCGGUUAUCAAUAAGUCUCAAACUUUACCACGCAACUUAGGGUCGAAGAAUGCGAGCAGCACUGCAAUACAGAGACAACCGGUCAAAACUGCGGCCACACCACCGGCAGUGCGCAGACAAUUUACAUCUGGUAGAAAUACGCCGCCUCAACGUGCUCGAACACCUAUAAAUUCAAGUUCCAACUAUGGUGGCCAAGGUAGUGGCAGUGGUUCCGCGCCUGCCGUAACUGUUAAAGGAGUAGAACAAAAAUUGGUGCAAAUAAUUUUGGAUGAAAUCGUAGAGGGAGGCGCCAAAGUGGAAUGGUCUGAUAUAGCUGGACAGGAAGUGGCUAAACAAGCAUUGCAGGAAAUGGUUAUUUUGCCCUCCGUACGUCCUGAGCUUUUCACAGGACUGCGCGCACCCGCUAAAGGUCUUCUUUUGUUCGGUCCCCCAGGCAAUGGUAAAACGCUAUUGGCACGGGCUGUAGCAACAGAAUGUAGUGCGACAUUUUUAAAUAUUUCCGCCGCCUCUCUAACCAGCAAAUAUGUAGGAGAUGGUGAAAAGUUAGUACGCGCACUUUUUGCAGUGGCACGUGAAAUGCAGCCAUCUAUUAUUUUCAUAGAUGAAGUUGAUUCGCUGCUAUCAGAGCGUAGUAGUAACGAACAUGAGGCCUCACGACGUCUUAAAACGGAAUUUUUAGUUGAAUUCGAUGGUCUGCCGGGAAAUCCCGAAGG